AAACACUAAAAAUUGCUUCCACUGGAGGGCUAGUAAUCAUGCUUUCAAGCUUUGUGUGUCUUGUGUUCCUUGUUCUCUUUGCUCUGAUCUUGAUGAUCAAGAUCUUUCUCACACAAUGGUGGACUCCAACUCGCUUCCAGAAGUUGAUGGCUCGGCAGGGAAUCAAAGGCCCUUGUUACAGACUUGUCCAUGGAAACACCAAAGAGAUCUUGAACAUGAAAACUGAAGCUAUCAGCAGGCCCAAACCUUUGACACAUGACCUAUUUCCUCUGGUUCAACCCCAUUAUCAAUCAUGGUUCAAGAGAUAUGGGAAGGUUUUUCUUCAAUGGUAUGGUACUGAACCUCAGUUGGUGAUCUUGGAGCCCGAGUUGUGUAAAGAGAUACUGAAUAACAAGGACAGAGUUUAUAUGCAAAAGGAUCCACAAGGCUUUGUGAAGAAGCUAUUAGGAAAUGGCCUUGGGACUGCUGAGGGUGAGCAUUGGGCAAAACUGCGAAAGAUAGCCAACCAUGCCUUUCAUGGUGAGAGCUUAAAAAAUAUGAUUCCGGACAUAAUAGCCAGUGCUGAGAACAUGCUACAUAGGUGGAAAAAUCAUGAGGGAAAGGAGAUUGAGGUGUAUCAAGAAUUUAGGUUGUUAACUUCAGAAGUGAUUUCCAGGACAGCAUUUGGUAGCAGUUACUUAGAAGGCAAGACCAUUUUUGACAUGUUGACCAAGUUAUCCUCCUUAUUGUUCAGAAAUUCUUACAAAAUCAGGCUUCCUGGCAUCAGUAAGCUUUUCAAAUCACGCGAUGAGAUUGAAGCAGACAAGGUUGAGAAGGAUAUCCGCUCCUCCAUAUUAAAGAUUGUAAAGAAAAGAGAAAAGGAGGCUGCAGUGUCUGGAAAGGGAGACUGGUUUGGUAGUGAUUUUCUUGGAUUACUUUUAAAGGCACAUCACGAUGCCGAUGAAAGAAGUAAGAUCUCAGUAGACGAUAUAAUUGAUCAGUGCAGGGCAUUUUACUUUGCUGGACAAGAAACCACUAAUGGCUUGCUAGCUUGGACCGUCUUUCUUCUGGCACUGCAUCCAGAUUGGCAAGAGAAAGCAAGAAAAGAAGUAACACAAAUAUUUGGAAAACAAAAUCCAAAUCCUGAUGGCAUUGCCAAACAAAAAACAAUGAGUAUGAUCAUCAAUGAGUCUCUAAGGUUAUAUCCUCCGGUUAUUCAAUUGGUAAGGAAAACUGGAAGAGAAGUUAGACUCGGGAAGUUCAUUCUUCCAGCUAAUAUCCAAGUACUCAUCCCAAAUGUGGCAUUUCACCAUGACCCUCAAAUUUGGGGACCAGAGGCCCAACUUUUCAAACCAGAGAGAUUCUCAGAAGGAGUUGCUAAAGCUACUAGAGAUAACAUGGCUGCAUUCUUACCGUUUGGGAUGGGACCUAGAAUCUGUGUGGGUUUCAACUUUGCCACCACUGAAACAAAGAUUGCACUGUCGAUGAUUCUACAACGCUACACCUUCACUCUUUCCCCGGGUUAUGUCCACUCUCCUCUUCAGUUUCUUACAGUUCGGCCGCAGCAUGGAGUUCAAGUAAUGUUACACUCACUCUGAAAUUUGAAUGCCAGAAUCCCCAUAAUCUUGCUUUGCAUGCGUGAAGAGUCUAGACAUCAAUGCCUUUGGAUAUCCUAGUUUACAAAGUGUACUACCUCUCCUUUAUGUUAGAAGGUUCCUCCUGUUCUUGCUGCUUUGUAGAUUCUCUUUGGUGUUCUACUAUCUUGUACACAAAUAUAAACUGUCUUUUACUUCAACAGUCCUGCAGUUCAGGUCCAUAACCCUGUUUAUGUUAAGAAGAUUCUGAUC
Fragaria vesca subsp. vesca is the source of this 1826-nucleotide messenger RNA. Its product is annotated as cytochrome P450 734A1-like. The record is from RefSeq and is a predicted model, not a curated record. Lineage: Eukaryota; Viridiplantae; Streptophyta; Magnoliopsida; Rosales; Rosaceae. The transcript has 5 exons. Gene Ontology annotation, molecular function: oxidoreductase activity, acting on paired donors, with incorporation or reduction of molecular oxygen; monooxygenase activity; iron ion binding. Bases 39 to 1577 code for a protein of 512 amino acids.